Lactuca sativa (garden lettuce) is the source of this 5322-nucleotide messenger RNA. RefSeq lists its product as uncharacterized. The record is from RefSeq and is a predicted model, not a curated record. NCBI's taxonomy places the organism in Eukaryota, Viridiplantae, Streptophyta, Magnoliopsida, Asterales, Asteraceae. Gene Ontology annotation, cellular component: plasmodesma; plasma membrane. Gene Ontology annotation, biological process: protein autophosphorylation. Gene Ontology annotation, molecular function: ATP binding; transmembrane receptor protein tyrosine kinase activity.
UCUUUUUAAAUUUCCGUUUGCAUUCCAAGAAGUUGACUUUUGUCGCCAAUUUUGCUGCUGUUAGAUUGUGUUGUAGACGAAGGGACUGGGAAGGGAUUCGAUUUGGUCAUCCUCAUAGUCUUCACAAAAUCGAUCCAUAAGGGUGGGAGUUUGGUUGCGUAAUCUUCAUUUUAUGAACCAGUGAACAGUCUAUCGAGAUUUCAUCUAAAUCGCAGGACAUCGGCCACCACAACAUCGAAAAUGUUUGCAAAUCAGCAGUUAAUCGUUCUUUAUAAAGCAUUAGGAUUUAUUCGAUUUCCUGGUACUAAUUUCUAUUCGAUUUCCUAGUACUCAUCAAAAAACGAUAUUGCAAGGUUAGCAUCUCUUUACCUGUACAUGUUCUUCUUUGUGCGUGUUUGUUACUCUAUUGUGGUUCAUGAAUUUUUUCGCAUCUCAAUUGGUGAACUGCAGUUAUAACUUUUGAUUUCAAUUUCAAGUUUAACGUCUAAUCUGAUCAACCAACCUGUAAUGUAUCUUUGAUAUAUUGGGAUUUUCAGUGGUAUGUUUGUUAGUAAUGGGAUUAGAAAUUUCAAAUUAAAACCAAAAACAAAUGUGUGAAGGCCAAUGGUUUUGGGGACGUUUUGUUUGUGGCUAAUCUCUAUGUCCAAUGUCAAGAGUUGGUUGAUCUUGUAAAAAGUUAGGAUAAAUCUUCCUUUUCCCUGACUUUCUAUGUUAAUUAGUUGUUUUUUUUGGUUAUAUUUUAUUGGGAAUUUAUUUUUAUGCUGUCCCUGACGAAAAUUUCUUGUUCCGCCCUUGGUUUGUUAAUCUUUUUGGCUUUAUAUAUCAUCAGUGAAACUGAAACCUCAUCAUCCUUGUGCCUUUGCAGUUGUUAUAAUCUGUUUUCUUGAAAACAAACAAAUCAUGUCGUUCCUGGAAAAGUUUGGUCACUUAAGAAUUCCACUGGAAGAGAUAAGAGGAGCAACAAACAACUUUGCUGCAAAAUAUUUAAUUGGGCGUGGUGGUUCUGGAAAGAUCUACAAAGGAGUGCUCAUCCGGCCAGGAGGCUCUGUCAGGGUCGCAUUCAAGUUGCUUGAUAGAGCAUUCGUCCAAGGAUCAUCAGACUUCUGGAACGAGAUUAUCCUUCUUUCUGAAUGUCGACAUGAAAAUAUCAUAAACUUUGUUGGCUUCUGUGAUGAGGGGAACCAGAUGAUCCUUGUCUACGAGUUUGCAAGAAACGGAAGCCUCGAACUACAUUUACGUAGCGCUGACCUCACUUGGUUGAAGCGCCUCCAAAUUUGCCUUGGUGCAGCUCGUGGCUUAAGUUAUCUUCAUAACCAACAGAGAAUCAUUCAUCGUGACUUGAAGAGCGCACAUAUUCUAUUAGACCAAAAUUGGCAUGCAAAGAUAGCUGAUUUUCGGUUAUCCAAAUUUGAUCCGGCAAGUAUGAUGAAUGCUUUCCUUUUUACAGAUAUGGUUGGUACACUCGGCUACAUGGAUCCUCUGUACAUUGAAACUGGUCUUCUAACAAAAGAGUCAGACAUUUACGCUUUUGGGAUUGUAUUAAUGGAAGUUCUUUGUGGGAGACUGGUAAAUCAAGAGGGGAAAAUGGUACGCCGCCAUUAUGAAGAAAGAAAACUCACCGAAAUCAUAGAUCCAAUUCUAAGAAAACAAAUGAGCGCAGAUUCCUUGGAUCUUUUUUCUGCUAUUGCAUAUCAAUGCCUGAAAACAGAACACAAGGAACGCCCAUCGAUCAUUGAGGUUGUGGAAAAGCUUGAGCGGGUUUUGGAACUUCAACCAAAAUUUGAGGAGGCGUUAGCACAUCAACAAGUUGCAGAUAAUUUGAAAGACAGACGAGAAGGUGAAGAGGACUUCAAGGUUGCACAUAAUUUGAAAGACAGACGAGAAGGUGAAGAGGACUUCAAGGUGAAAACGAUGGAACAUAUGAAGAUCCCAUUAAAAGAUAUAAAGUCAGCAACUCAUGAUUUUCAUGAGCAUUUUAAAAUUGGAAGGGGUGGAUUUGGGGAAGUAUACAAAGCAGAUCUCUUCCACUUCGAUUUCAGAAAAUACAUUGCAGAGAAUAGAUUUCAAAGGCUUUCUUUGGCAGAACCCUCAGACUACCCAAAAAGACAAAGCACAGUUGCUAUUAAGCGGUUAGAUCGUAGAUAUGGACAAGGACCUGCACAGUUCUUGCAAGAACUCUCGAUGCUUCCAUAUCUUACACACAAAAACCUUGUCACACUUGUUGGAUUUUGUGAUGAAGAUCGUGAGAAUAUUCUUGUUUAUGAGUAUGCCCCAAAUGGAAGCCUCCAUGAUCAUAUUCAUAGUCCUAAUACCACAAAUAGUCAUACAUGGGCAAGACGUCUUCAGAUUUGCCUCGAUGCUGCCUCUGGGCUUGAGUUUCUCCAUAAUGGUAUUGGAGAACAUUAUAGGAUAAUACAUCGAGAUAUAAAGAGCUCCAACAUUUUAUUAGGCCAAAACUACAUUGGUAUGAUUAGUGACUUUGGGUUGUCAAAAAUUGGUCCUGCCAAUCUAGAAGCCACCUUUGUGAUGACUCAAGUUGCUGGCACACCACUAUAUAUAGAUCCACAAUAUCAAAAAACAGGUUUGCUAACAAAAGAGUCUGAUAUUUAUUCGUUUGGGGUGGUUUUGUUUGAAGCAUUGAGUGGAAGGUUGGUUCAUUUCCAAAGGUCUAAAGAUGACCCAGAAUUUCUGCUCAAGAUGGCUAAACGUUGCUUCGAGAAAAAAAUUAUCAAUGAGAUUAUCGACUCGAAGUUCAAGAAAGAAUUCGAGAAAUCCGGCUCUUCCAUUCUAGAUGACGAAACCUGCCCAGAUUCCAUAAAGAUAUAUGCAUCAAUUGCAUAUAAAUGUUGCAACGAAAAACGAGAGGACCGUCCUACAAUAGCUGAAGUCGUGAAAGAACUUGAGAAAGCAUUGAAGUCUCAUGUAAACCGGGUGGAGGCCUUUAGAAUAACACUUGGCGACAUUAGAUCUGCUACAAAUGACUUCCGUGAUAAAAUAGAGCAAGGACCAGUAGGCGAGGUGUACUGUGGAGAACUUCAGUACUUAAAGGGACAUGGCACAGUUACCAUAAAGCGGCUCUGUGCUUCAGUGGAUUCUUCUGGAGAAGAAUUUAUUAAGGAGAUUGCAAGGCUUUAUAGUUAUAGCCAUGAGAAUGUUGUUCCAGUUUUAGGAUUUUGUGAAGAAGGGACUGAGAGGAUCAUUGUUCUUGAGCAUAUGGUUAAAGGAAGUUUAAAAGAUCAUCUAACCAACAGUAGUCUGAUGUGGAAACAACGACUCAAGAUAUGCAUAGAUGCUGCAUAUGGGAUAGCUUACAUUCAUAGUCAUGCUGAGACAGAACAGAUGAUUCAUGGUGACUUAAAAAGCAGUAGCAUUCUACUUGGAGAUGACUGGAAAGCUUCUAUUUCUGAUUUCAUCGUUUUCAAAGGUGCAGGCACUUUAGGUUAUCUUGAUCCACUCUAUCCCAACACAAGUUCCCUUACACUGGAAUCGGAUGUUUAUUCUUUUGGGGUUGUUUUAUUUGAAAUCUUAUCUGGGAGAUUGGCAACUGAAACGAUUAUAAUUGAUCAGCAACUGCCACUUGGUGAAGUCCCAAAUGUUGAACCUCAACUUAUAAACAGUGCAAGAGGUUCAGGCGACGACGAGCGAAUGAUUUUUCUUGCAAAUUGGGCAGCAAAAUGCUUCAAAAACAAAAAAGUAGAAGAUAUUAUCUUUCAUGCUAUAAAGAAAGAAAUUGACCCAAUGUCCUUGGUGAUAUUUUCAACGAUUGCAAACCAAUGCUUGAGGGAACAACGGACUGAUCGCCCAACAAUGACUAAGGUUGUAGAAGAACUUGAAAAAGCCCUUGAUUGCCAAGAUGAGUGGGAAUGGGAGCAAAAACUACCUACGGAUUAUAAAGAAAUAAUCCAGAUGUCAAAACGUCCGGUGGCCUCUACAAUCAGAAAGAAGGAUAUCCAUUCCCUCCUGUCAUCGGGAAUGCUACUUCACAACGAAAAAUGGUUUUCAAUAAGCAUGGAUGGAGCAAGAAAUGAAAUGGCAUCUGCAAAAACAUUUUCAUACGGUGAUGUUUCUUCUGUGAAGUGGAAAUCUGUACAAAAAUCAAGAUUCCCAAAGGUCGCAAGGAUACCUGAUAUCUCAAAUCUCAAUAUCAAAAUUAAGAUAAAAACUCAAUUUCUAACUCCAGAGAUGAUGUAUGGAGCUUACCUGGUGUUCAAGUUUUGUGAUAAAAGAAAGGUUUCUAGCAGGCCGUUAUACGUGAACCUAAAAUAUAAGAAGGCAGGUGAGACCUUAAGUGCAUAUUUUGCAGAGUGGGAAGUUGGAACCGAGUGGUUGAAAGUCAAACUGUUCCAAUUUUCGAGUAAUAAUGGAAGUAUCGAUGUUGAGAUUCUACUAGAAAGCUUGUCUCAGUAUUAUUGUGGCAGAGGGGCCAUAUAUAUUGAAGGCAUAGAGUUUCAGGCCAUUCGAAGUGUUGACUUUGAACAUAAUAACGAAUUGAAGGAUGGAACAAACAGUGAAGGAGUUUUGAUCAAUACACAGUUGGACAUGGACUGGGUGGAAAAAAUGUUAUAUCGUUACGAAAAAAUUAUCAGGAGGUAUGGGAAGAAUGUCCAUGUUGCCAAUGGAAUUGAUAAUAAAGAGGUGAUUUAUCGCCUUCUUUCUGAGGGAAUUCAUAUUGACAAGGGUGAAAAGUUUUUCUCACUAAGCAAAGCGAUGAAGAAUUGCCACAUGCUAAGGGCAUCAUCAGUUAUAUACAAUUCCUUAAACUUAAGGUUCAGCACGCCUCCAACUGGAUUAAGGUGCAGAUUUGCAAAGGUUGCAAAAAUUCUGUCUCACCAGGAUUUCCGUAUCAAAUGUGAUAUAGAGACACAAAUGCUCUCAUCAGAUGCAACCUAUGCUUGUUUCCUUGUGUUCAAACUUUCAAAAAAAUGUCGUGGGCUCAAGUGCCCAGUGAAAGCACGUGAUCUAGUACCCCAUAGAAAGGAAAGAACCAAAAUCAUUUCUUUCAGGUACCCAAGCACAGUGAAUUUAGACAAAAUCAAAUGGAUUCCAGAACAGAGAGAAGAUGGAUGGAUGGAGGUUAAAGUGUGGGAAUUUAACGUUGAUAACACGCAUAAUGAUGAGUUUGUUCCUAUGGAUUUGAAGCUGACAUGUUUUGAAGGAAAUAUGUCUGGUUUUAUUGUGUAUGGCAUUGAGUUCCGUCCUAUAGCGUAAGUGUAUAUUAAGUAACAUUUAUACAUGUUCUUCUAAGUUUAUGGUAAUCUGUUAUUACAUCUUUUGUGCUUUUAUAUUAACUUAAUAAAGGGUCAAUAGAAGAUAGUUCCUCAA